This is a messenger RNA of Sphaeroforma arctica JP610, 276 nucleotides long. RefSeq lists its product as hypothetical. The coding region runs from base 1 to 276 and encodes 91 amino acids. The transcript has a single exon. Lineage: Eukaryota; Ichthyosporea; Ichthyophonida. The record is from RefSeq and is a predicted model, not a curated record.
AUGAGUGGAAUCAGAAGUUCAGAAAUCAGCCCUCAGGCCACUGCCUCAUCCCUCAGGUCAAAUAUAUUCGUUAUACCUGAAGCCGCCCCUGGACUCCUGGAGUCUGCACUCUGCACGACUGGGCUGGACUCGCUGGACUCGCUGGAGGCUGGAAUCGCUGGAUUGAUCUCGCUGGAGGCUGGACUCGUUGAGGAACGGAGCCUGGUCCCUGGAUGGCAGAGGGCUGGAGGCUGGAGGCUGGACUUAUAUGUAAGCGCACCCAAAUUUGAAUUCUAA